This is a messenger RNA of Formica exsecta, 6927 nucleotides long. RefSeq lists its product as uncharacterized. The transcript has 16 exons. The coding region runs from base 1051 to 4896 and encodes 1281 amino acids. Lineage: Eukaryota; Metazoa; Arthropoda; Insecta; Hymenoptera; Formicidae. The record is from RefSeq and is a predicted model, not a curated record.
GUUUAUUCAAUGUAGUGUUGUAGACACGCGGUAUGUAAUCAAAAGACACGGUAUUGUCUCGCGCCAAGUUCAGGCGCAGCAAUAGCGAGGCACCCUGUGUACCAUGCAACACAUUAAAUUAAAAAUUCAUUAUUACUUCUAACGCAUUCAAAAGAUGCUAUAUCUAAAUUGCAAUGUCUUUCAAAAGAGUGAAACAUAUUCACGUAUAAAAAAAAUUUUUAUUAAAAAACUUGGCACUGCUGAAUUAAAAAUGUAACAAAUAUAUUAGUUUGAUUAGCAUAUGUUUAGCAGCGUCAAGUUUUCUUAAUUAAAAAUUUUUUUAUUCUUAAAUAUGUUUUACUAUUUUAAAACAAAUUGCACUUUAGAUAUAGCAUUUUUUUAUGGAAGUAACAAUAAGUAAAUUUUGUAGCAUAAGUUUUUAUUAAUUGGCGCGCAAUUUUUCAAUAUCACUAUUUUUUGUAGAAAAUUAAAGCAACUAUUUUGUACUACAGUUUUUAGUUUGGGUAAAAUAACAUUAUAUUACAUAAGAAUUUUUUACAUUUGUCGCGUACACUUGGCGCCUUUUUUUCUUUUUAUUUUUUUUUAAGUAAAGUAUUCAAUAAACAAAUAAAUAAAACUUUCUAUAUGAAAUCGUAGCGAAUAAUCGUAUACAACAUUCCUUUGCGACAUUUGUGCGCUAGUCAUUUCGAAUCUAUGAAUGGCAGCUAUUCAUCCCGUUUACGUUCUUAUCAUUCGAUAAUAGUCGAUACAGCAUACAGCAGCAACACUCGCACGGUUUGUUACUACGUACCGCGCCUUUCGCAAAUGAAAGGCUCGUCUCUUUUCUUUUUCAUGCUCUUUUUUUUUCAGAAGCGAAUCUUUAACACAAUUUUUUCAAUUGUGCAUAAUACGGGAGAAUAUACUCUUUCCUCGCAAAAUAUCAAUGUAUGGAUAAAAACGAGAUUAACCGUAGAAUGAUAAAUGGUGGCCACCAGCAGCAUGGUAUAUGAGGAGAUAGUUGGUAUACGGGGCAGCUGACCCCAGCCACCGCGCACGCUUUUCACGCGCGAGAUGCCCCACAAUCUAAACUCAGUUUCCGCCAAUUCCGCCAACACAGGACCGAAUCAUCAAGCCUAUCCUCAGCAGCCGCAUCAUCGAGAGAACGCAGAUGGACUCCAACCCGAGAAAGAACCGGUGGAAUUCGACAUUUCGCAUUUGCGAGGUGCUCCAGCGGAAGUCGAGACAUUGGUACACAACAUCAAGGAGGUGGCCCAGCAAUUUCUCUAUCACUGGCGAACUUUCCCCAUCGUUCUGCCACCGCCAUUAUCCUCGUGCACGGAGGGUGAUGAUACGUUGGCGCGAAAGAAAUACCAUCUGAGGGAUCUUUUUGUGGCACCCAGCUUCGACGAGCUGGACGCCGUUGCAGUAGACAGCAAGGGCGAACCAAGAAGACUGACCAACAAACAACUGGAGAGCAUCAGGGAGCGAGGCUUACACAAGGAUAAAUAUGGAAAGCCGAAGAAGCUAAAUGCCACUCAAUUGGAAAGCAUUCGAAGAUGCGGAGAGUUCGAAGUGGACUCGAUCAACUUUGCCGGACAGACACACCGAUGGCGACUGAGCGGUCUUCUGCAGCGCGGCCGAGAUAGGCGGCGAGACACGUUACUCACGGAUCUCGCCCUGGCGACUAGAUUUCUUGUUGUAACGGCAAGGGCUAGAUUAAUUUCCCAUUGCUUUAGUGUCUCACAAUCCCUUAAGGCCCUAAUAACGGGGCUGUUACGACUUCUCGAUAUUAUAAUUGGCGUCCCAUCGCUUCAGGCGCAUAAUUUAGAUGCUAAAAUUAGGGAAGAACGUUGUCGGUACUUGGUAGCGGAAUUGGUCUGUCGGCCGGAAUAUGAGGAUUCUCUGGAACUACUCUGUGGAUUCAUAAAGAAACAACUUCGUCGGGCAACUACUGAAAAGUUUGAAGUAGAAAGAGAAUCGUCCCAGCUAUUACCUGUUUCGAUCCCUUUUGUAUUUGGGACACCCGGUGGGGCCGCGGUCGAUCUCCGACUAUUCAGCAGGGACAUAAUUAGGAAGGCUCUGCCGACGCUUGUUGCAAUUUUGGAGAGAGAGACAAGAGGCUGGUUCCUUCACUUUAGAGAAAGACUGAUAUCUGAAUUGAGAGCACAAAAGAAACCGGAUGAGGAAAUAGAACGAGAAGUUAAUGAAGCGGUGAUGCGCGAAUAUCUGCAAAGAGUAUACACGAAUAUCCUAUCGCAUCCAGACAUACUCGCAUUAGGCGACGGUAUUGCUCAGCUGCUGGUUCAACAGGCGCAAUCGGUCGUGCUGAUGCAUCGAGCAGUGGAGAACAUGCAACGGAAACUAUCGCAAACCAAAGAUUCUCUACGACGUCGCAUUGAGAACGAGCAUCCGGUUUUGUCGCGAAUACAGCCAUGGAUGCGCGAUCGUAUGCGGGAGGCCGAGGAGAAUUUUAUCGAGGAGUGCGAAUGGAGCGCGCAUGAGGAAGCUCUGACGCUCUGCAAUCAUCAGAAUCUCACGCAAACGAUUUACUUCCUUAAUCGUGAUUUAACCUUUAUGAAAGAGAGAGAGCCAGUUCUCCUGAAAGAACUGCGAAAGGUCAAAACCCCGACGAGGACUUUCCAAUGGCCAACGCAAAUCUGGCUACCAAAGAACUGGAUAAUAAGACGUAACUUUCAAGGUCAAUCAGAAAUCAUUCCGACCGUAUUGAGCAACACUCCGACUUCUAUUACAACACCUCGCGCUGAUCCCAGUCAGCCCGUCUUUUUAGUCGAAAGAGAAAUUGUACAUACAACUACAACAAGAUGGCCGAUGUGGCGCUGGAUAAAUUACAUCGCCAGAACGUGGUGUUGGACUUGGAAUGCAAUGUUUUUAUUGGGCGUAGCCGUACCGUGGUGUAGUCCAGUGUCUUUUCGCGCUUUAUUGUUGGUGCAAUCGUUUACCCCCGAUCUGGAAUUGAGUCAAUUGAACGGAACAUUGUUCCCGAGAAAGUCAUCGCAGAUGCCUACUCUUUGUUCUCGAUUAAUAGCGCUUUGGAGGCACAUCAGUAAAAGUCGAACACAUUUUGAAACUGAACCAGACACAGGAUUUAUCGGCAAAGGUAUGACUCGACAUUUAAAUAGACUAUGGAAUUAUGGUGUAAAGGGUCUAUUGGGCACGAUUAUCAUACUAUUUAUAUUUCCCGUGGUGUGUAUUAUGGCGAGUGUCGGCUCGCUGAUGGUUGCUCUCACCGCAGUCUUAUGGAUGCCUUUAGUCACACUGACGCUGCAUGCGUUCAUGGCGCUUAUCAUGGAUCUGGAUAGCCCCGAACCGAGCCGCAAUCGAUAUUUCGUGGUGGUGGAAGCAUUACUCUGGAACAUAGGUAUUCAAGGAUGUCUACAACCAAUAGUGGCAUUAUUCGUAGCCUUUGUUCUGUGCCCAGUCAUUUCAUUCGUGAUACUUACAAUUGCUGUGAUACGUUACUGGGUCAGAGUGCUCUGGGAUACAGCCAUGUUCCAUCUAGUGAUCAAAAACAGAGGUCGGAUACCGGCCAGCGAUAGUUUUGUUGUAAAGAGAAUAGCUGGACCGGGAUUAGCUUCGGAUUAUUAUUAUCAAAUAAGAGCGGAACAAGCAUUGGCCGCAUUUGAAGCGAAGUUAGAACUAGAUGAAUUGCUAGCCUUCCAGCAAGAAAUCGAGAGAUUAAUUACACAACCGCAAAGAGAUUUUACUCAAUUUGUCGAAGCCUGUUUCGGUCCGUUUGCCGCUAGUCUCGCAAAGACAAAGGAUCCAUACAAAUCACUCGAGAAAGAAGCCAAAGAUUUAAUUGCCGUAUUACACGAGAAAUUGGAUCGACGAAGAAAGAAUUUGCAGACAGGUCUCGGCGUCGCGGUGAGGAGUAAAAUAAAAUUAACUACUUUUGACUUGAAGGUGGUCAUACAGCAAGGAGCAUUGAUGCUAGAACGUCUAUAUCCCACUCAUGUUUUGGCGAGAUUGUCUGGCAAUGAGGAAGAUUUUUGGGAAAAUAAAGGUUUAGGGGUAUGUGACUGGGCAGGCUUGGCAGGGCUUAUGUACGCCGACAUUUUUAGUCUGGAUUUUCUACAACCACUCGACGAUUCCGACACUAAAUUCAGAUUAGAACCACACUCAGGGGUUGAUCUGUCGCGAUACACGGACAUGGUCCACAGUACUGAGCUAGGUGGCAUCAACGGGCCUGAUUUGCUUGGCGCUGUUUACGCACCACGUGGGAAUAUUCAAGUGCAUAGCCCAUAUCUUGAGGUAUCUGCUUUCAAUCCGCGAGCUAAGCAAACCAGCAACAGCAGAAAGGCUGACAAGCGAUGUGAUACUAGCGGACUAUUGACAUCGACAAAAAUCCGAAGACACACAAUGACAAACGACAAUAGUUCCGAAGGACGGUGGCAACCGUGGAAACGCCAGAUUCGUCCAUACAGUGCAGAGAAGCUAGUGAUUCCUCUACCGAUACCGCAUCCGGCCCAUAUAGCGGUAACUAUACAUAACCGCGACUCUGAGGAUCCGAUAACUCUUGAUUCGGAACUAUGUCAAAAUAUUUUACGAGCCAUUGAGGAAUCUCCCGGUGAGAUGGCAACAGAAUGCGUAAAUCGAUACAGAGGCGGCGGCGACGGCGGAGGUGGUGAUUCUAGUUUCGAUUCCGUCGCGUCACAAUCAUCUGUCUCGAUCGAGACUGGUUUGGAGAAGGAGAACGAGACAACGCAGGAGACUGCCGUGGCAAACGAAAAAAAUGGCGAGACUUAUCAUUGGACUCUGUCGAAUUGGGGCGGUGGCAUGACGCGAAAACGAAACAACUCUGGAUCUAUAAAGGUUGAUCUAGCGUCUCCGGAAGAUGUUACUCUCGAUACAGAUACCACCAGAGUGAUGUUCAGCACGUACGGAACAACCGUUUGAAUUAAAUUCGCCAUUAUAUCGAAAUGGUUCUUUCGUCGUCGUCGUCGUCGUCGUGUUUAUAAAUGAUAUAUAAAGAAAAAGAGAGCUGCAACUAUAGAUUUGAACCCAAUCUUAGAGAACAGCCUUUGUCAUCCAAGAUGAUAUCCAUAUAUUAAAAAAUUGCAUUAUUCACUUUCAACUAAAAGCAAUAGGGAUUCUUAAUCAGUAUGCAAACUAAGCAUUUAUCGAAAAAUUUUAAUUGGUUUUAAUAAAAAAUGUAAAUUUGGAAUGUUUAUAACAAGAUAUCUUUCAAGAGAGAACAUAUUUAUGGAUCAAUUAUCAUGUAAGUAUGUGCUGUCUUUUGUAAAUUCUGUUAUAUAUCCAGAUUUUGUUUAAAAAUCCAUUACACGCUAAUAUUAUUUGUCAAAUUUGUUCGCUCAAUACCAAAGUUUAUAUAAGAAAUUUUAAUUGGCGCUUUUCAGUUUAUUUUCUUAGAAUAGAUCCAAAUAACGAUAGACAAAUAUGAUUCUUUGGACACUGGUACAAGUGCUAAAGAAAAGUUUUUAUAUGCUUUUUAAUAUUUUUCUAUUUCAGUAAUAAAUCUAAUUUUGACCUUUACUCACACUGUUACUCCUCAGCCAAUAUCGAUUACCUAAAUAAUUACCUAAAUGAUUUACCAAGUAAAUUUCGUGCCCUGUGCACAUAAUCAGUUUUUAAAGAAAACUUAUUUUUCUAUGAAACUGACGCACUACCAUUCGCGUAUGGCUCUUACUAGCCCGCGAUUAUUUAAAAUUUGUGAUUUCACAUGAGAGCCUUAUAGCGUCUUCCAUUGAGAAAAUCGCAGCACUGAAUGCUUGAAGCGUAUAUCAUUGGUAAUAUUAAAGAAUUGCAUUAUUUAUUGGACAUGGAAGGAGUGUAGUACAAAUACUUUUUAGCAUGUAUACCAGUGUCCAAAAGCUUAUAUUUGCUUAUUGUAUUAUCAUCGCUUGGGUUAUUCAUGUAUUUUAACUAUUGGAUAUAUUGGUUUAAUGAAAAAUAUAAAGUAAUCCAUGCAAGAGAUUGAAAGAAUUCUUUAUUUAAAAAUUAUAAUUUUCAAAUCUUUCUUAUAUAAGAAAGAAAGAGAAAGAGAAAAAAAGCAAAAAAUAUCCCGGAUAGCAGCGCAACAGAUAAGACUAGCAAAGUCUCUCUUUAAUAUUAUAUUAAAUAAAUAUAUACUCAUAUUGAUAUACUGUAUAUAGAUAGCCAAUUGUAUAAAUAAAUUUGUUAAUGUAACGUUAUACACACUCUCGUUAUACACACUUAUUUACAGAUAUGCGCUGAACGGCGAUUCGCCGAUAAAAAUAUAUGCUUAGAAUUCUAUGUGCUUGUGCGAUAAUUAUUUUAUUCAAGUCGAUUGUAAAAUCGUCAAACUUCCAUUAUGAAAAUAGUAAUGGAUGUUAUCGAUUAUAUCUCAUGUUUAAUUUAACAAUGUACAGAGUAUAAAUUGAACCAUAUGUAAUAGUUAUUCUCGUAUAAUUUAUUUCAUCGAAACGAAUGCGCUCUUUUAACACGUGUGUAUAUCUAACAUUCCAGAAAAUAUUUUAAUGUCGUACAUUCAAGUCCCCCCUCCCUCGCCCUUCCUUCUCCUCCUCCUCCUCCUCCUCCUCCUCCUCCUCCUCCUCCUUUUUAAUGUAUGCUUUAUUUUUUUAAAUAAAAUUACAAUGGAUGUUAUAUAUAUCCUCCGAUAUAUUGUAAAUCGAGAUAAGCUUUAAACGGUAGCGUGCGCUACAAGUUAAAGAAACACUGCAUAAAAAAGUAAAUGUAUUACGAUUCUGUAGAUAUGGGAAAAAAAUACAUAGCGAGUUUCGGCGCGUUACGAUACUAUAAUAUAUAUAAUAAACACCAAUAGUGAGAAGCUAUUUAAACUCAAUAAAAUUUACUGUAAUACAUAAAGUGCACAUUCCCAAUUUCGAUUUAGACUUUAUUACUAUAGUAUAGCAUACAGAAAUUGAUUGUGAAAUGACUUGCGAUUAUAGCUCGUAAAUUAUAGUCGAAUUGUUUGAAUAGACUUAC